GGCCACGCAUUUUUGAUUUCCACGCGACUAGAAAUCACAAGAAGAUGUCGGGACGCGGGAAAACAGGCGGCAAGGCCAGGGCGAAAGCAAAGACUCGCUCUUCCCGGGCCGGGCUUCAGUUCCCCGUGGGCCGUGUUCACAGGCUGCUGAGGAAGGGAAACUAUGCGGUGCGAGUGGGAGCUGGAGCUCCCGUGUAUCUGGCAGCUGUGCUGGAGUAUCUGACCGCUGAGAUCCUGGAGCUGGCCGGGAACGCUGCCCGCGACAACAAGAAGUCCAGGAUCAUCCCCCGCCACCUGCAGCUGGCUGUCCGCAACGACGAGGAGCUCAACAAGCUGCUGGGCGGGGUCACCAUCGCUCAGGGCGGCGUGCUGCCCAACAUCCAGGCUGUUCUAUUGCCCAAGAAAACCGAGAAGACAAAGUAAAGACCCGGAUGUCCCCAACCACACCAACGGCUCUUCUAAGAGCCCUCACACUGUCUAUAGAGCAACGUUCUUCUCAUCAUGUGCAUAUAAUCUAACACCAUAACAUGUAUUGAUUUAAACACAUACUUUUUGACAGUAUGUUAUUUUGUCUUUCAAUUACCGCAAAGGGGGGUGUAAGGGUAGGGAUGUCCUGUUUAGGCAGCCCAGUUUAGAAUGUUCCUAUUUAUUCUUGAUCCAUAUGAUUUUGUUCACUUUACAAUUACCGGUACGAAGCCCAUUUAGACGACCCCUACUGUGAACUACAAAUAAAAUCGAAUUUGAAUUAAAUUUCACAA
This is a messenger RNA of Oryzias latipes (Japanese medaka), 757 nucleotides long. RefSeq names its product histone H2A. NCBI's taxonomy places the organism in Eukaryota, Metazoa, Chordata, Actinopteri, Beloniformes, Adrianichthyidae. Gene Ontology annotation, cellular component: nucleosome. Gene Ontology annotation, molecular function: protein heterodimerization activity; structural constituent of chromatin; DNA binding. The record is from RefSeq and is a predicted model, not a curated record.